CGGCAGGUAACGAAUUUUACGUUGCUUCGGCGCAGGUCCAUUGCCGAAACGAGUUGCAGCUUGUAUAGAAAGCGCUGCCAGAAAAAGAAAUAUUCAUAAGAUAACCGGACUUUAGAGAGUUCAUAUACCACAAGUUUCAGUUGUGCAGAACCUUCGCCAACUCUUUUUUUUCCGGAUAUUCAGAUCAGUAUCCUUUUUGGUUAUACUGUUUCUCAAGUUCGUUGGAUAUCAUGGAGUAUAAUUACAAAAACGUGUCAGCUGUUCAAUUCGUCAAGAAUGUAAAGUGUCAUUGGACCGUCGAAAAUGUGGCCGACUUUUUGGAGAAGAGGCUGCAACAUAUGGAUUUCACUGUGGAUACAUGGAGUUAUCAGAGAAAGACUGCCUUGGAAUUAUUGGUAGGUGACAAGACUCGUCAUAGCACCAGGGAUAAGUUAGUGAUGGACCUUCUUCUGAAACAUGGAGCAAAUCCUUUGAAAUGCAGGGGCAGGGAAACCAUUAUACAGAAGAUUCUACAAAAUAAAGAUUCAGAUUUGAUCAUAACUUUUUUGACCUAUGUGGAAGAUAUCAACACCCUUCACGGAGGAAGUAGGACAGCCUUGCAUAUAGCAGUCAGCCGAAAACUAAAAGACGUUAUUGUGUAUAUUCUUGGCAGAAGAGGAUUACAAAUAAAUAUGACGUCAAAAUCAAAGUCUACAGCAUUGCACGAAGCUGCAAAAACAGGAAGGGUUGAUAUAAUAAAAAUCCUCCUGGAAAAUGGGGCAGACAUAGAUGCGAAAGAUGAGGCUGAACAAACCCCAUUGCAUUGGGCUGUCCGAUAUCACAAUUCCAUGGAUCAAAUCAAAAUAUUCGUAGAAAACGGUGCGAAUGUGAACUACAAAGACAAAUAUGGAUGUACCCCCCUACACAUCCUUUGUUCCAAAGGCCCAGCUAUGAAUAUAGAUAUAUUCGAUCUAUUGCUCCAAAAAAUUUCCGAUCCCAAUGCAAAAGAUACCAGGGGAUCUACGCCGAUUCAAGUUCUCUUGAGACUCCUACCCGCUGAUUCAGUAGCGAGGAAUAAAAAGUUGAUACAACUAUUUUUAAAAUAUGGAGGCAACUUGAACUGGGAUCAAGGGUUAUUUGGAACCGUACUUCACUUGGCGGCUUGUUUGAAUCAUUCGGUCGACUUCCUCAUGUUUUUGAUGGAAUAGGGGGCAUAUGCUGCCAUUUUGAAUGGUUCAAACCAAACAUUCAUGGACUACAUUGUCCGGAGCAAUCGUUCGUAAGUGAAGGAAAUUGUGAAAGGUAUGGUUGUUCAGGAAUUCAAGGGCAGGUUUGAUUUGGAUCCCCUGCUUCUGCCUUGCAUAAGGGCGGAU
This is a messenger RNA of Coccinella septempunctata (seven-spotted ladybird), 1352 nucleotides long. RefSeq names its product serine/threonine-protein phosphatase 6 regulatory ankyrin repeat subunit A-like. Gene Ontology annotation, molecular function: protein binding. NCBI's taxonomy places the organism in Eukaryota, Metazoa, Arthropoda, Insecta, Coleoptera, Coccinellidae. The coding region runs from base 231 to 1187 and encodes 318 amino acids. Gene Ontology annotation, cellular component: cytoplasm; nucleus. The transcript is spliced from 2 exons. The record is from RefSeq and is a predicted model, not a curated record.